CUUUAUGUUGUACUAUCCUGCUGUGUAACGAGGUCGGAGAAGACUUUUCCUCUUUGUCCUCCCCCCUUUUCCUGUGUAAUGGUUCGGUCUGGCAAUGUAUUAGCAUUGUAUGAUGUAGUUAUUGGCUGGGGAAGGAAGGAACCAUAGCUGGAGGGGGGGAGAGGUGAGUGACAAGUUUGUAUCCGGGCUCUGUGUGCCAUCGCUCCGCCACUACCAUGUUAGGAGGAGGGGGGCUCUGCGCGUGUUUGUGUUUACUUUGUUGUAGUUUAGUUGGAUUGUAUGUUGUGCCCCCCGGGCAGUGCGGAGUUGGUAUGAUCCAGCAGAGUGAGUGGGAGAUGAUGAUGAUGUAGGUAGGGGAUGUCCAUGCUGGUGUAGUAAUGAGGAGAGAGAAGAAGGGGACCAGGGGACGUUUCCUACAGGAGGACACAGGGGCACCAUGGCUGAAGAGGAGCAGUUUGUGAACAUUGACUUGAAUGACGACAAUGUGUGCAAUAUCUGCAAGCUGGGCACGGACAUCGAGACCCUGUCAUUUUGCCACAUCUGCUUUGAGCUGAAUCUCGAGGGGUUCCCCAGGUCUGAUCUUCUGCACACCAAGUCUGUACGGGGGCACAAGGACUGUUUUGAAAAAUAUCAUAAGAUUGCAAACCAAGACUGUUCCCGUUCCAAACUCACCAAAAGUCCCUAUGAGGAGGUCAAGACCAUCUUGAGCAAAAAGAUCGGCUGGAUUGUCCAGUAUGCACAGAAUAAAGAUUUGUAUGUGGAUACAGAGUGUUCCAAACCGACCCAGCAAAAGCUUUAUAAGUUCAGGCAGCUGAACGACCGGUCCCUCCUUCCCCAGUAUGACUCGCAGGUACCCCGCUACUCUGAGAAAUGGCUGGACGCGGGAGCACGCAGCCUGUCUAGCUGUAGACAGGGAGUCCUGGAACAAAGCAACUCUCUUCAGAAUCCUAGGACUGCUUACUGCCAUGGCCAGCUGUGGCCCAGUAGCAGCCAAUCACAGUCGAGUGAGAACUCCGCCUUGGAAUCUAGACCCGAUGCACAACGAAGAUAUCAGCAUUACAGCAAAGAACAAUUGAGUUUGAUGAGCACAGAAGAACUGGGACGAUUAAAGGAACAUUUCCUCCGGCAAAUUGAAGAUGUGUUUGAAGACCUCAGCUGCGUUGUUCAAGAGAAGGAUACUUUGUCAGCGGAACUCCACGGGCGUCACAUUGCCAUAGAGCAACUUGUGAAGAACUGUUCAAAGCUACCUGGUCUCCAGAUGGGUCGGGCAGGAAUGAAAGGAAUGAAUUAAUAUGACAAUCAAUAACUAGUACAAGCAAAGUUUGGUUGCACAGCAAAAAACGCCACCCAGUCAGCCUCCAGCAAACAACCAUAGACUUGUCUAUUUAGAGUCUUGCUACACCUCCGUUUUUUUCUUCCUGUAAGGAAGAUGGAAGCUUUAUACAAAGAUAAACUGUGGUUGGCAUUUCACUUCUUAUUACAUGAUGGAUAUAUAUAUAUGCUAAAGCCAUUCCGUGUUUGUGGAAUGGAAUUUUUACCAACUUCAUACAGAAAAUAUUUUUCUAAAGAUAUUUAACUUGUGAUUCGAGAAGACGAUUCGCGACUCUCAAGUCCCUUGCACAUUAUAUGGAAGAUGUAGAUAUGAGGACAGAGACAAAGUUAGUGGAGGCUGUGCUUGGCCUCCUAUCGGCAGGCUGUUUUUGUUGGAUAUCUUUUAUGGCUCCAUCUUUCAAACUUUGAGGGUCUCUGCCUUUUUGCUCCUUUAAAAGCAUUUAAGAUGUCACCUUUACAACUGGCAAGUAUUGCGACAGACCAUGCAGCCUCAGUGCCUAUUUGAAAACAUUGUGGAGAUGUCGUGGGUUACAUUUUUAAAGUUGCAUCUUGUUCUUCCAAAAAGCAGCGCUGGUCUGUCUUAACAUUUUAAAGAAAAUGCAUAUUGUCUACUAGGGCUCAUAUGUGGGUGCUUUUGGUGUACCCUUGGGUGCUUAUCCUGUGAUCAUGAUCCGUUUGCGUAUUGUUGCUCUUUCUGGUAGCCGAGACCUUGAACGCUGCAAGUAGAGUUCCUUAAGCCCUACAUAUGCAUACAGCAAUAAACCUGAGAAUGCUUAGUAAAGCAGGACAACAACCUGAAGAACUGUAGUGUCUGUGGGUAUUUUCACGAUGGACUGCUAAUCUGCAGAAGUUGGAGGGCUAAGUUAUGUGAUCUAUUUACUGACUCUUGGAAUUGGUCAUAUGAUAGAUUUUCUUUUGCCACUUCUUUGAAUAUGGGUUUCCCCUUCCAGGCUGCCAAUAAUAAGGGUCGUUGUUGAUGGGCUUUGGGCUUGUGUCAAUGACGUGAGUUUAACUUAAAGGAGAAGAAUGGCUGAAAGCUUUGUUGGCUAUACUUCUCCUGUGGGUCACCAGUGCAGUUCAUUUUGCACUCCUGUAGCCCGUUGUCGGCUGAGGUCCGAGUCGGUCCAAGCUUUGAAAAGGUCCCCACCAUAUGGCCAGGACCCGCCCAGAAUCCUGGACCGGCAGCUGGCUCUGCCUCUUCUGUCCCCUCCACUACUACUGUAGAGGAGUAUGAUUUUUAUUUUAUUUUUUUGUUUUUCUGAUUCCCAUACUUCUCUUUUAAGUUGAAGACACUUCCGAGAUCAUUCAAAAUUUUGACCUGCAGUUGACCGCCUUAUGGCCAGCAUUCCCAUAGACUUGUAUGAGAAUGCAAAACACAUUUUAAGUAAGCAAAGCCUUUCAACACAGGCUCUCAUGGAGCUCAUCAAAAAGUAAGACAUAUUGGAGAUUUCCAAAUGAAAUGCGAUCAGAUUUUUUUCUUUGUUGCAUCUCCUACUGCUAAAAUCUAUGUAGUGACACAAACGCAGAGAUCUGUUGGUUCUUUGAGAAUUUUGGUGGUUGGAAAAGUUUACUUAAAGUGGUUGUAAACCUCAGUCAUGAAAUAUGAACAAAGCAUAUCCCUCUAUAGCAGUGGUUCUCAACC
This is a messenger RNA of Rana temporaria (common frog), 2974 nucleotides long. RefSeq names its product chromosome 2 C21orf91 homolog (gene C2H21orf91). The transcript has 5 exons. The coding region runs from base 437 to 1291 and encodes 284 amino acids. Lineage: Eukaryota; Metazoa; Chordata; Amphibia; Anura; Ranidae. The record is from RefSeq and is a predicted model, not a curated record.